AUGCUGACGACCAGCGGCAAGCCUGCGCCACCACAGGCGUUCAUAUCGACGUAUGCCCCGCGGCUGCGAGCAUAUGGCAACUCCCUCCUUGCGCCUGUUGUCCCUCCGUCCAAUACUCUCCCUCCACCACGUACCACCAAGCGUGGGACUACGGCUAUCAAUUACGCGGAAGACGGCUUCGAUGAUGACGAUUUUGAGGAUAGCGAAGGUCCGCGACGUGCGACUGGAUUGCGAAGUCUACGAAGAGACGAAUCAAAUGUGGACAAGUCUGCACAGAUUGCUGCCCUAGGAAAAGAACUCUCCGCGCCAGUAGAGGUUCAAGGGAUAUGGCGAGAUUGGAUGGGAAGGCCGAAGCGCACCCUGACGGAAAAGCAAGUCCAGAUUCAAGCUGCCCUUCCAGUAACACUUAUCCCCAUACGAAUAGACUUAGAUGUCCAACCAUUCCGUCCUGAAGCGCCGUUGCCGAUGCCUGCCAAUGCCCGCGAUUUCGGCAUCGACGAGAACCAUGUAGCCUAUAAACAGCCAGACAUGACACCAGCAUAUCGGUUGAAGGAUGCCUUCUUAUGGAACCUUCAUGAAGCGAUGACAACACCGGACCAGUUUGCCAAAGUCCUAGUGGAUGAGCUUGACUUUCCCGCCGACAGGAAGGGAGCCCUCAUACAGAAUAUUGCGACGCAAAUACGACAGCAAUUGGAAGAAUAUGCAGGAGUAGCGCUCCACCCGUUGUUCCACUCCGCUCCUACGAUGGGGCCAGAUGGCAAUGCGGUCAAGCCAAGUUUGCCAGCCAUCUCACGAGACGGGACCUCGACGCCGGCAGCUCCACCUACAAACGGCGCGUCUAUACCCGCACGAAACGGAACGGACGCGGCGGAGGCUAAUCCUGCCUCCACAGCUGCCCCCCAGGGGAUUACUGCAACAGCCGCAGCGCUCCCCUCGGAAGACCUCCAUAACCCAGACGAUACGUAUCGCUGCAUAAUCACAUUGAAUAUCAACCUCAUGAAUCGUCUGUACAGCGACAAGUUUGAAUGGUCGCUAUUACAUCCCCCGGGGUUCGCCGAGAUGUUUGCGAAAGUGACAUGCGCGGACCUUGGACUUGCGGGUGAGUGGGUGCCUGCCAUGACACACGCCAUCUACGAAGCCGUGCUGCGGCUCAAGAAGGAGGCAUGCGAGAAUGGUGGGCUUGUGGGCGAUGGAGAUAUUGACAAUGACGCCGUUGAUCCAUAUAUUGGCGCCGGCUGGCGGUACGAUCAUGAACACUUGUGUGAUGAAUGGGAACCAAAGGUCGAGAUUCUAUCAAAGGAAGAGAUAGAGAAGAGAGAAGGCGACAGAGAGCGGCAGAUCCGUCGGCUACGCCGGGAGACGGCGCGGUUCUCCUCUACCACGAACAUGGCGGGCACACCCCAGAACGACUUCUUCGCGAACCCCGAACAGCAAGAGGGCAUGGGCCGAGGCGAGCGGAGUAAGAAGAAGAGGCGGUUCAGGAGCUUGAGUCCUCUCGGUCGGGAGACGCCAGAUACUGGGUCGGGAUAUGGAGGGCAAGGGGGAGGCUUACAAGACUGGGAGCGACAAACCUGGCGAUGCACACACUGCUUUAUCUGGGGUUCUGCUGUUUGGGCCGUACGGGAUGGACCCAAAGGCCCGAGAACUCUCUGUGCGAACUGCGGCUAUCUGUACGAGAGAGACAAGAAAUUGCCGCCGUGGUCCGCCAACCUCUUCUACUACGAUCGACCGACCUACGACGUGCGACCGUAUGCAAGAUAA
Molecule: messenger RNA, 1761 nt
Organism: Westerdykella ornata
Lineage: Eukaryota; Fungi; Ascomycota; Dothideomycetes; Pleosporales; Sporormiaceae
Product: SNF5-domain-containing protein
Exons: 3
Coding region: 1-1761 (586 amino acids)
Biological process (GO): chromatin remodeling; regulation of transcription by RNA polymerase II
Cellular component (GO): RSC-type complex; nucleus; nuclear chromosome
Molecular function (GO): transcription coregulator activity
Source: RefSeq, a predicted model, not a curated record